AUGAAUGCUCUCUCCGUUAUCAUCAGUGGUAGCUGCUCUGCUGUUAUGUUAAUUCUAUUAGUGUCAUGCACUUGGUGUUUUAAGCGACGAAAGUCAAAUAGCAGUCGUGGAUCAUCGCGUCAAAAUUUUACGACAAAUUUUAUGAAUAAAGUAAAAUAUCAAAAAAUACACAAUACUACAAAUUCUUCAAAUAAUACGCAACUAAGUUCACAAUCCGUGAAAGCGCUAGGAUACGCCAAACUUGGAAGCGACAGUCAAGCACCAACCGUAACAAAAGUAACAGAAGAGGAGCCAGAAGAACAAACUUUAUCAGAGGACCUCGGCUCAAUACAGUUUUCUUUAAGUUAUGAUUAUUCUAAAAUGACGUUGAUCGUUAAAAUUAUGCGAGCAUUUAAUUUACCCGCGAAAGAUCUCGGUGGUACUUCUGAUCCAUUUGUUAAAACAAUGCUGUUACCAGAUAAAAAGCAUAAACUCACUACUAAAGUCAAAAGAAAAAACUUAAAUCCUGUGUGGGGCGAAACAUUUGCCUUUGAAGGCUUCCCAGCAAACAAGUUACAAAGUCGAAUACUUCACUUGCAGGUCUUAGAUUAUGAUAGAUUUUCCAGAAAUGAUCCAAUUGGUGAAGUAAAUCUCGAUAUGGGAGAAAUAGAAUUAGGAGACGAAGUAAUGUUUAAAAGAGACCUGCAGCCAUGUAAUUCCCGGGGCAAAUUAGGUGAUCUACUGCUGUCGCUAUGCUAUCAUCCAACCACCGGUGACUUAACAAUAGUUGUAAUGCGCUGCAGAAAUCUAAAGAUCAUGGAUAUUUCAGGGUCUACAGAUCCGUACGUUAAGCUAUCUUUAAUGUAUGGGGAUAAAAGAUUAGAAAAAAAGAAAACUACAGUGAAAAGAAGAAGUCUAAAUCCCGUAUUUAAUGAAUCAUUUAUGUUCAAUAUACCAUUUGAACGUCUAAGAGAUAUUUCAUUAAUUAUUCAUGUGAUGGAUUAUGAUAAGUUAUCAGCAAACGAUUGCCUUGGACAUAUCUCGCUAGGAACUCGAGCGACGGGUUACGAGUUAAAACAUUGGAAAGAAAUGUUAGCAUCUCCUAGGCGACCAGUUGCAAAAUGGCAUAUGAUACAUACUUGA
Molecule: messenger RNA, 1122 nt
Organism: Trichoplax adhaerens
Lineage: Eukaryota; Metazoa; Placozoa; Uniplacotomia; Trichoplacea; Trichoplacidae
Gene: Syt7
Product: synaptotagmin 7
Exons: 4
Coding region: 1-1122 (373 amino acids)
Biological process (GO): regulation of dopamine secretion; cellular response to calcium ion; regulation of calcium ion-dependent exocytosis
Cellular component (GO): synapse; axon; membrane
Molecular function (GO): calcium-dependent phospholipid binding; clathrin binding; calcium ion binding
Source: RefSeq, a predicted model, not a curated record